GGACCCAGGAGAGCAUGAGCACCUCCAGGCUUUAUACCCUCGUGCUGGUACUACAGCCUCAGCGAGUUCUCCUGGGCAUGAAGAAGAGGGGCUUUGGUGCUGGCCGCUGGAAUGGCUUCGGGGGCAAGGUGCAGGAAGGAGAGACCAUUGAGGAUGGGGCUAAGAGGGAGCUUCUGGAAGAAAGUGGUCUGAGAGUGGAUACACUGCACAAGGUAGGCCAUAUCUCAUUUGAGUUUGUGGGCUCCCCCGAGCUGAUGGACGUGCAUAUCUUCUCUACCGACCACGUGCAUGGGACGCCCACAGAGAGUGAAGAAAUGCGCCCUCAGUGGUUCCAACUGGACCAGAUCCCCUUUGCCGACAUGUGGCCGGACGACAGCUACUGGUUCCCACUCCUGCUUCAGAAGAAGAAGUUCUGUGGACACUUCAAGUUCCAUGGUCAGGACACCAUCCUCAGUUACUCCCUGCGGGAGGUGGAUGAGUUCUAAUACAGAGAGAGGUCUGACUGGUUCUAGCCAUUCCGGUUGCAACACAGCCACUGCAAGCUGUCACUCCAAGGACACAGGCAGGGGCUGGUAUUUUCUGUUUGCAAGGUGUCCCGAGGUUGAAAUGUAAAAUGUCACCAAUACACCAAUAUGUUUCAAUUCUUCAUCCCCGCCUACUGGUCCUGUUUUAGAAGGUUGUGGCACCUUUAGGAGCCAGAGCCCUGAUGACAGAACUGAGUCACUGGGGGUUGGAGAGAUGGAGGAUGGACCGUAAGGCUUUAUAGGUGAGCUCACACUCCUGCUACUGUGUCUGUCAUGCCUUCCACGAUGGACUGUAUCCCCUUGAUGGAUGAGCCAAAAUGAACCACGGCUCCCCUAAA
This is a messenger RNA of Rattus norvegicus (Norway rat), 862 nucleotides long. RefSeq names its product nudix hydrolase 1 (gene Nudt1). The coding region runs from base 15 to 485 and encodes 156 amino acids. The record is from RefSeq and is marked provisional. The transcript has 3 exons. Gene Ontology annotation, cellular component: cytoplasm; nuclear membrane; acrosomal vesicle. Lineage: Eukaryota; Metazoa; Chordata; Mammalia; Rodentia; Muridae. Gene Ontology annotation, molecular function: 8-oxo-7,8-dihydroguanosine triphosphate pyrophosphatase activity; 2-hydroxy-dATP hydrolase activity; 2-hydroxy-ATP hydrolase activity. Gene Ontology annotation, biological process: DNA protection.